Molecule: messenger RNA, 2452 nt
Organism: Xylaria bambusicola
Lineage: Eukaryota; Fungi; Ascomycota; Sordariomycetes; Xylariales; Xylariaceae
Product: artemis protein
Exons: 7
Coding region: 344-2281 (645 amino acids)
Biological process (GO): protection from non-homologous end joining at telomere; interstrand cross-link repair; double-strand break repair via nonhomologous end joining
Molecular function (GO): 5'-3' DNA exonuclease activity; damaged DNA binding
Source: RefSeq, a predicted model, not a curated record
CGAUUUAGUGAGGUGCCUGCCCACUAUGGUGGCCUAUAGCGCACUAUUUGUAGGGGUUAGGUGCUAAUGAGUUGGUUCAGCGCCAUCACUCCAGCGUUGUUGCCUUGAGUGAGAGCCAAAAUUCAACCGCCUCUUUCAUCAUCAUCAUCAUCAUCAAUAAUUCUAGUAACUUGCUAUUCGCGCGAACUGCGGGCGAGGCAUAUCGAUAUCUUCUAUAUUUACUGGCAAGCCGACGAUGAUAUACUGACACGAUAAUGUGCCUUCUUGCGCUGUCUAAUUGCGGGAUUUCAGUGCUAGCGUUUCAGAGGGGCGAUCACCACCACUGCGCUGGAAUGCCUUCACAAUGUCGACAUUCAAGGGCAUCGUAUCCGAAUUUCCCGGAAUAAGAGUUGAUUUCUUUCGGCAACAGGCCGGUUUCACCCCCCCUCUAGCUUGUUUCCUCAGUCACAUUCACAGCGACCAUCUCGCUGGACUUGAGACUUUUGAUGGGUGCUUUAUAUACUGCUCAGCAGCGACUAAGGAACUUCUGCUUCGACUAGAGAAGAAAUCUGUCCGCUUAAAUUACGCCAGGGGCAUACUGGAGGAUCCUCGGCAACAGACCUAUAAACAUCUCGAGAAGAAGCUGAAACCCCUUCCACUUGACACGCCAAUCAGCAUAGAACUUCUCCCGGGUUACACCAUACAGGUCACACUCCUAGACGCUAAUCACUGCGUGGGAGCUGUGAUGUUCCUAUUCGAAGGUGGGGAUAAAGCUGUGCUGUACACAGGAGACAUCAGAUGUGAACCACGGCUCAUCACCGCCAUCACGCAAAAUCCGAACAUGAUUGAGUACUCGUCUGGGAUGGAGAUACUUGAUCGGAUUUACUUAGACACCUCGGUUCUAGACGACUACACCCUGCAACCCAAAGCAGAAGGUUUGCAAGAACUCCUAGAGAAGCUACGGAAAUAUCCGGCGGAUACCAUCUUCCACUUCCAAGCAUGGACCUAUGGUUACGAAGAGGUCUGGGUCGCUUUAUCCAAAGCACUAAACUCAAAGAUCCAUGUCGACAACUACAAGAUGCGAGUUUUCGAAUCGUUAGUCACAAAGCCGAAAGAUAACCGGUGGGCUAUUCAAACGCAUCUGGCUAAAGAAGCACCCGCUCUCGUCGGAUUUACAUGUGGGAACAGCUUACACGAGGGAUGUUUGACACGCGAUGAGAAUGUUAGAAUUCACAGUUGCGAGAAGGGUAUGGGUUGUAGUGUGAUGGAUACUAAGCCAAUCGUCUGGAUCCGCCCAAUUGUCACGCACCUUAAGGAUGGGCGAGAUGUAAUGGAAGUCGGCAUCGGUGGCGGUGGCGAGGACCUCGCACAAGCUUCAGUCUUAACGCCAGAAGACAUCUUAGAGAUCUUGCAAUUGAUGUCUGUCAAUCAUAGGUUACCCGCAGAACUACACGCAUCCAUGGACAUGCUUAAGAAAACCCUGAGCAGUGGUCGGGAUAUAAGCUUACUCGCCGAUCUCGAUGGGACAGCAGAAGAUCCUGUUACUCAGUUAGUAAAGUCGUUACUCUGCAAGCUUGAAGCAAUCCGCAACCCGACUAAGGAGAGAGACGAGACCAGUGUCACCCAGACGCUCCCUAACGUGAUUCGUUUUCCGUACGCGCGGCAUUCAUCCCUACCUGAGCUUCGAGAGUUCACCCGUGUAUUCAAAGCGCGGGAUAUCACGCCCUGUACUUUCGAUGCCGACCUAUGGCUACAGAAGGGUUGGUCAAUUGCUAAUCUAUUUGGCGCCUGUUGUUCCGGCGAUACAUUCGAAUACGAUGGGAUCCUUGAUCGCAGGGCCAAAGAACUAGCUGUAUUACAACAAGAUACAGAACGCGACGAUGGUUCUCAGCAAACUUCCAGUUCCAAUCUACCUGCAUUAAGCCCCGUGGGGCAGCAUCCGGUGGAAGAUUUGCAUGCAUCCAACGCCGCCACAUCCAUAUCCAGUUUAUCAACACCGAAUCCAGUGGAAACACGACAGGAAUAUGGAUUUGCCUCAUCUGACCAAGUUACAGACGAUCUUGACUCCGAUUACCCAGACCUGCAGGGUGAUUCGCAGGCCUCAACCAUAUCCGAUCGAGCUUAUGCAACUCGGCGCAUAGCAUAUGACACGGCCAUCGCCAAUAUCGAUGGCUCCUCGUGGGGGACGUUUGGAUUGAUUUCUACUACCGAUAAUCACACCCAUCCAGAGGAGGAAUUAGGACAUCACAUCUCAGCUGGAGAGAAGACUAUCCCUGGCUCACCUGAUCUUUCUGCUUUAUGACACAUGUAGUAGCUCUACUAAGCUUGAUGAGGAAGCAAUUGAUAGACAGACUAGAUCUAGUAUACUUUUAGCUAGACUAUUGCCAUAAUCUUCGAGAUACCAUCAUAUCAUAUACCCAAGUGCUCAUAGCUACAAGGUGAUAGCAUAAUCCUGACUACUUCCCUCAACAUG